UUACGUUUCAUUUAUUUUCUUUGCUCCCCAAAAUGCUUCGUAUUUUAAGAUUUCGUCCGGCAAAUCGCUAUUAUUCUGUGAAAAUAGCCCAGAAAGAUGUUAAAAAAUACACAGAUACCAUUAAUUUGCCAAAGACAAAGUUUCCCAACCGACUGACAGCUGUGAAACGUGAAGAACAGGAGCGACUUAUUCUACAGAAGAAGAUAGCCGUAUCCUAUCAGUACCAGCAGGAGCAUUUAAGUGAAAAGGAUAAACCCACAUUCAUACUUCACGAUGGUCCUCCAUACGCCAAUGGACAACUCCACAUGGGCCAUGCCGUCAACAAAAUCCUCAAGGACAUCACACUGCGCCAACGAGUAGCCCAUGGGCAGCAGGUCAAUUAUGUUCCAGGUUGGGAUUGCCAUGGAUUACCCAUCGAACUGAAGGCCACCAGUGCUGCUGCUGGUCAGAAUGCUUUGGAAAUACGCCAGAAAUCCCGAUCUUUUGCCCUAGAAGCCAUUGAAUCGCAGAAAAAGGAGUUUAGCAGUUGGGGAGUACUGGCAAAUUGGCAAAAGAAUGACAUCUACAUGACCUUUCAACCUGAGUUUAUAGAAAACCAACUUCAUUUGUUUUACAAACUCUACGAAAAGGGAUUGGUUUACCGGGAUUUGAAGCCGGUUUACUGGUCACCAUCUUCCAGAACAGCCUUGGCAGAGGCCGAACUGGAGUAUGAUCCGAAACAUAUAAGCCCAUCGGUCUAUGUUCGUUUUCCAAUAAACCCAAAUGGUCUGGAUAUAACAGAAAAGGAUACACGUCUCUACGCCCUGGUCUGGACCACAACUCCUUGGACUCUUCCUAGCAACCAAGCCAUUUGCUACAACUCCUCCUUGGAGUACGUUUUGGUCCGCCUAUCGGAACACAACCAAGAUGAGUUAUACCUAAUAGCCUCCGCCCUUUUGGAGGACUUCGAGGCAAAUACCCAAAUCGAGUGCGAGGUAGUCCAGACCCUAAAAAGCAGAUCUUUGGGAGAUCUUACCUAUAAACAUCUAAUAGACAAAGAUCUGAAUGAUCUUCCCUUUUACGAUGCCAGUCAUGUACAGGAUAGUAAGGGAACCGGCUUGGUGCACACUGCUCCGGCUCAUGGUCCAGACGAUUUCCUGGUCAGCCUUGCCCGGAAAAUUCCCGUCAAAUGCUUGGUGAACGAGGAGGGAGUAUACACAGACGACGCUCCGAGUUUUCUGGUCGGAAAAUCGGUCUUGGAACAAGGAAACCCUUUAGUCUUGGAGCACAUCACCAAUAAUGUGGUUCACUCUUCCACUCUGGAGCAUUCCUAUCCCAUAGACUGGCGCACCAAGAAGCCUGUGAUAAUUCGCGCCAGCGAGCAGUGGUUCAUCAACACGGAGAAGCUAAAGUCCUCCGCUGCGGAUGCCCUCGAAAAAGUAGAAAUAUAUCCCCGGGCCAAUGCUGAGGCCAGCAAAAAGGCGCUGCUCACCCAGCUCCAAAAGCGACCCUAUUGGUGUAUUUCCAGACAGAGGGCCUGGGGUGUUCCCAUACCGGUUCUCUACUGCCGAAAGACUGGAAAGGUGGUCUUAAACAAGGUUCUAAUACAGCAUUUUUGUAAAGAGUUGCGCAAAGACGGCUCUAUGGAUUUCUGGUGGGCCAAGUCAUUGGAGGAACUACUGCCAACAGAGAUCUUAAAAAAACUGGGCUACCAAGCCAAUGACUUAGUCAAGGGCAGUGAUAUAUUGGACAUCUGGUUUGAUUCCGGCAGCACUUGGUCGGCUGUGCUGAAGAAGGAUAAGGUGGCUGAUCUUUAUCUGGAGGGCUAUGAUCAAUUCACAGGAUGGUUUCAGUCAUCCCUGCUGAUGAGCAUUGCUGCUAGGGAUUGUGCUCCUUACAAAGCUCUCUUUGUCCAUGGCUUUACGGUCGACGAGAAGGGUUACAAGAUGUCCAAAUCUCUGGGAAAUGUGAUUUCUCCAAAACAGAUAACCAAAAAGUACGGAACCGAUGUCCUACGUUGGUGGGUGGCUUCCCAUGGCACCCAGCACAUGUCGAUUACGGUCAGCGAGAAGCUGCUUCAGCAAGCAGCCGAAAAUCUGAGCAAGGUACGUGCCACCCUGCGGUAUCUUAACGGAGCCAUUGGAGAAAAGCAACCAAGCCAGGAGAAUAUUCAAGACUCCAGCUUCUUAAACAGAUACUUGCUGAGUCAACUAGUUGACUUUGAUGCGGAGAUAACUAAGCUAUACAACGCCUAUGAGUACAACCGCGUAGUGGCUUCCAUUCAGAACUUCCUGUCCAACCAAGUGUCCGCCGUUUAUGUCCAUCUAAUUAAAGAUCGUCUCUAUUGUGGGGAUGAACGCGAACUCCUUGCCAUCCGUCAGACCCUCACCCACUGCUACGAAGAGCUGUGUAAGAGUUUGUGGCCCAUAGUUCCGUUUAUGGUGGAGGAAAGUUGGAGCUACUACGACACUUCAGGAGCAGCUUUCCACCAACAAAGUGUUGCUGCCAAAUCCCAAUGGCAGGAUCAAAACGCCAACGAUGUGGUUAACGCCGCUUUGGAGGUCAAGAAGAUCAUAAACCAACAAGCUGGAGAUGUCAAUAGUUGGCACAUCGAUGUGGUUCUCAAAGUGGGAAACGCAAAGCAGUUGAAACUCCUCCAAGAACUCCAUCCCAUGGGAAAGCCUCGGUCCAACUCGGAGUUGUGUGAAAUACUGCAAGUGGGAUCCGUGACCCUCCUCCAAACCGCAGAUCAGGACCUCCAGGUGUCCGUUAAGGCGCUCCAGGCACCUCUCUGUCCUCGUUGUCGUCGCUACAGUUUGGAAAACGCCGAGCAGGGGACCUGCCAUCGCUGCUCCUUAGUAAUGACCGCAAGGAACUAG
Drosophila bipectinata is the source of this 2858-nucleotide messenger RNA. It is a transcript of the gene IleRS-m, whose product is annotated as Isoleucyl-tRNA synthetase, mitochondrial. NCBI's taxonomy places the organism in Eukaryota, Metazoa, Arthropoda, Insecta, Diptera, Drosophilidae. Gene Ontology annotation, cellular component: mitochondrion. The record is from RefSeq and is a predicted model, not a curated record. Gene Ontology annotation, biological process: mitochondrial translation; isoleucyl-tRNA aminoacylation. Gene Ontology annotation, molecular function: ATP binding; isoleucine-tRNA ligase activity; aminoacyl-tRNA deacylase activity.